This is a messenger RNA of Argentina anserina (silverweed cinquefoil), 555 nucleotides long. Its product is annotated as 21 kDa protein-like. Gene Ontology annotation, molecular function: enzyme inhibitor activity. The record is from RefSeq and is a predicted model, not a curated record. Bases 1 to 555 code for a protein of 184 amino acids. Gene Ontology annotation, biological process: negative regulation of catalytic activity. The transcript has 2 exons. Lineage: Eukaryota; Viridiplantae; Streptophyta; Magnoliopsida; Rosales; Rosaceae.
AUGGAACCCUCAUUUUCUAAACACUUCGCCACAUCUUCUUUCAUAGUACUAGUCUUCACUACUUGUACCAUAUUCUACUCAGUCUCAGCAGCUAGAGAUCUUGCCCCGAAAACCAAUACCGAAUUCAUCAGAAUAUCUUGCGGUGCGACAACCUAUCCAAAUCUCUGCUUCACCACUCUGUCAAGCCAAGCAAGUUCCAUCCAAACAAGUCCCAAACUCAUUUUUCUAAAAAUUCGGGUUAUUACACUUUCGUCUGCUAAAUCAACAUCUGCCAUGAUGUUAAGGCUCUCCCACGGCCGUGGCAUGAAGCCUAGAGAAGUUGGUACCAUGAGGGAAUGCGUUGAGGAGUUGAGUGACACGGUGGACCAGCUUCAGAGGUCUAUGUCCGAGAUGGUAAACUUUAAGAGCUCGGAUUAUGAGAUGUUGAUAAGUGAUGUGCAAACUUGGGUUAGCGCAGCCUUAACGGAUGAGAGCACCUGCACAGAUGGGUUUGCCGGAAAUGGUUUGAAUGGGAAUUUGAAGACUGUUGUGAGGGGGAAGAUUGUGAACAAUUGA